GGACAGCGCAAGGUCGUGCAGGACUUCAAGAUGACAGGAAGAGAGUUUCUUGAACUAGAUUCUCCGCAGCGAAGACUAUAUUUGGAAAGAUUGAAGCGGAUGGAAGUCAUAGAAAAGAUACUCAAUGAGCUUCCUAAAGCAGAUCAGAACCUUUGUAAUCAUGGAGCAUACUUCCUUGGAGCAAAUGCAAGCUUACUUGGCUUAGCAGCAAAUAACUUCUUCAGGAACAUCCUACAUGUCAGAAGGGCUUCCUUAGUGUCUGCUCUGCCAAUGGCUUUUAUUCCGUUUCUUUCAACAGUAGCAGCUUAUGAAGUAUUUGUGCGUAAGCCUUUAUUUUCAGGUGAGCUAAACUGUGAGGUCUGCGCUGUGGUCAGAGGAGGAUUAAUAGGGGCUGUCGUGGGUGGCCUCUAUCCUGUUUUCCUGGCUCUCCCCAUGAACGCGAGCCUUGCAGCCAGGUAUUCUUCAUCUCCCUUGCCAGGGAAAGAAAAUCUGCUACGCUUCUGGCUCACAACUUCUCAGCCUGUCUUUAGAAAGACGAGUUGGGGUGUACUUAUACAGGUUCUGACUGGAUUAUAUCUUGCCACUAAACAUCAUGGAAUAUAUAUCAAAGUACUGCAGCAGAUGAACACUAGCAGGGAUCCUGAAGAGUUAUAAGCAUGAAGUUAAAGCAACUUUUCAGUUGCCUUCGAUAAGUAACCAUAAUAAACAA
Messenger RNA from Haliaeetus leucocephalus (bald eagle), 709 nucleotides. It is a transcript of the gene TMEM126A, whose product is annotated as transmembrane protein 126A. The transcript has 5 exons. Lineage: Eukaryota; Metazoa; Chordata; Aves; Accipitriformes; Accipitridae. Bases 31 to 654 code for a protein of 207 amino acids. Gene Ontology annotation, biological process: mitochondrial respiratory chain complex I assembly. Gene Ontology annotation, cellular component: mitochondrion. The record is from RefSeq and is a predicted model, not a curated record.